ACAUAACUAUUACCUAUAGACUAAGUGAUCCUUUAUUUUGUCGGAGUUACUACUUGUUUGAUAGAGCGAAAGAAGCGUACCAGAGGGUUUGUAUGUAUACACAACAGAAAUGGGAAAAGAUAAGCCAGGUUUUUUGACUCCGAAGGCCAUUGCAAAUCGCAUCAAAGCCAAAGGCCUCCAGAAACUGCGAUGGUACUGCCAAAUGUGCCAGAAACAGUGUCGUGACGAGAAUGGAUUUAAAUGCCAUAUGAUGUCAGAGUCACAUCAGAGACAGCUCCUGCUGUUUGCUGAAAAUCCAGAUGAAUAUGUGGAUACAUUCUCAAAAGAUUUUGAAGAAGGCUACACAGAACUGUUACAUCGCCGCUUUGGCACCAAGCGUGUUCAUGCCAACAUUGUUUACCAGGAAUAUAUCGCAGACAGGCAUCAUAUUCAUAUGAAUUCCACAAUGUGGGAAACACUUACAGACUUUGUAAAGUGGCUGGGAAGAGAAGGCAAAUGUGAAGUUGAUUAUACAGAAAAAGGCUGGUUUGUGAAAUACAUUGAACGUGACCCUGAAACCAUCAAAAAGCAAGAAGCCAUUCGUGCCAAAGAAAAAAUGGACCUAGAUGAUCAGGAGCGAACUGCUGAGUUCAUUAAGAAACAGAUUGAGAGGGCUGCAGAGAUGGAGAAGCAUCUUGGUCCAGUUGAACACACAGAGCUGAAGAGGCAAAAUGAUGGAGAGAAAGUUACAUUCAGUAUGUCUGCUUCUAAAAAAGAACAGAUUGCGAAAAAAGCUGUUACAGUUGAUAAUCCCCUUACCAUCUCCUCCCAGCCAUCCACAAGUAAAAUUUCUACAGCUGCUCCUUCCACAGUUUCUGACAAAAAGACUUCAGAGAAAACUGGUGAGAAGAGAAAGGCUAAAUCAGCUCUUGAAGAAAUAAUAGAAGUUGAAGAGAAAAAAAAGGAAAAGGAGAAACGCAAGGAUUGGUGGCUUCACAAGGGUAUUGUUGUGAAGGUUACACUCAAACGCCUGGGAGAAAAGUACUUCAACAAAAAGGCAUACGUUCAUGAGGUGCAAGACUUGUAUACAGGAAUCAUCAAGAUGCUGAAUGGAGGAGAUACCCUCAAGGUUGACCAGACACACGUGGAGACAGUUAUACCAGCCAUUGGCAAGACUGUGCUAGUAGUGAAUGGAGCCUACAGAGGAGAGGAAGCUGUGCUGGAGGCCAUCGAUGAGAAGAAUUAUUCUUGCACCAUCAAACUCAGCAAAGGUUUGUUGAAGGGACGAGUUGUGACAGGAGUUCAGUAUGAAGAUGUCAGCAAGUUGCAUGUUCCUUGACAGGAUACAUCAACAAUAUUAUGGGACUAAGAAAAGUGUAACACUGACCACAAAUACCAAACCCAGUAUGGACUGCAAAGCCAUCAAGUCAAGCAACCAGUUUUAUAGUGUGAAUCUGAGCUAUAUAUCACUAAUUCUUGACCAAUUGGGUAUUUUAACCACUGUUUUAUACAAAAUAAUUUGCAUCCAUAUCCAUUAAGGAAAAUGAUAGGUAUUUGCUGUUUUUAUGUUAUCUGUUCCAUCACAUGGAAAGGAGUCCAGGAAGAAAACAUUUACUGCACUCAUCAAACAUAAAAUACUGUAAUUUAUUUUACAUCAACUUAAGUUAAAUCAGUUAUUACAUUUUUAAAUCUUUAUUAAACAGACCUUAAGAGACUGUGUCAUAACGCAUUAUCACAAAAUACAUUUUAAAGGUAGGUAGGCAGCAGAUUCAGUCAAUAAAUGCCUUUAUACAUUUUUA
Molecule: messenger RNA, 1778 nt
Organism: Pomacea canaliculata
Lineage: Eukaryota; Metazoa; Mollusca; Gastropoda; Architaenioglossa; Ampullariidae
Product: DNA/RNA-binding protein KIN17-like
Exons: 10
Coding region: 110-1318 (402 amino acids)
Biological process (GO): DNA damage response; DNA replication
Cellular component (GO): nucleus
Molecular function (GO): double-stranded DNA binding
Source: RefSeq, a predicted model, not a curated record